AUGAAUCUUACCUUUUUCACAUUCUUUAAAGCUAUCUCGCUGAUCUUAAGAUUGGCAAAGCAAAAAUCACAAAAGCGAAUGGAAAUAGAAACUUUACAGAACAAAGUCAAGGCCCUACAGAUCCUUAAUUCAAACUAUGAGCGAAUUGCGGUCGCUAAUUCCUACGCUUUUGACUCUUCAAAUUCUGUUGUAACGGAGCCCACAAAGAUCCAACUCUUUCAGCUCUUCAUGGAGAGUUUAUUUCAGUCAUUUGAUUCGGCCGUUUCUGCGUCCGAAAUGGACCAGCUUUCCAGGCAAAUUAUUACUUGGAUGGAGAUAAGCUGUAAACCAGAGGUAAUUUUUAACGUAGUCUCAACGGUUAGCUGGCGAUUAACCUAUUUUUCCUUCUACGUUUUACUUCUAAUGUGA
This is a messenger RNA of Dibothriocephalus latus, 408 nucleotides long. The record is from the annotation of a GenBank genome assembly. Lineage: Eukaryota; Metazoa; Platyhelminthes; Cestoda; Diphyllobothriidea; Diphyllobothriidae.